Messenger RNA from Entelurus aequoreus (snake pipefish), 2912 nucleotides. RefSeq names its product CD48 antigen-like. The transcript has 8 exons. NCBI's taxonomy places the organism in Eukaryota, Metazoa, Chordata, Actinopteri, Syngnathiformes, Syngnathidae. The record is from RefSeq and is a predicted model, not a curated record. The coding region runs from base 987 to 1964 and encodes 325 amino acids.
AUGAUUUUUAAAAUUGCCUCUGGACAUUAAAUUUAAUGUUUUUUUAAUGCCCUCUAAAGCCUUAAUUUUCUCAAUAUUAAUUUAAUGACUUUAUGCUUUGUAAUGACCCGCGGAAACCCUGUAAAAGAAGCUAAAACAAGGUAAAUAAAAGGUCAUAUCAGUUGAAGAAAAUGUGAAGAAAAAGGUAAAACAAGGAGAAUAGAAGGUCAAAUAAGUUAAAUAGAAGGUCAAAUAAAGGUAAAUAAAAAUAUUAAACAAUGAGUAUAGAACGUAAAAUAUGUUAAAUAGAAGGUAAAAGAAAGUAACUGUAGCUGCUGACAGAAGCACAUUGUAUAUAUGUUAUAUCAUUUCAUAGUUGGUUAGAAUAAAUAAAUACAAUGUAUAAAUAAAAGUUCAUAUUUACAUAUAUUGUGAUUAUAAAUGUAUUUCCUUUGGUAAUUUCAUGCAAGUAUAUGUUAACUUUAUUUUUUGUUACAAAAGCCAUGUAAAUUGGAUAGGAACAUAUUUUUUUGUGCCGGUUUGGUCACAUUGUUGGGGGGACAAUUAAUAUGUGACGGAAUAAGGGAAGCAGCAUGAGACAGCAAUCAUUUGAUGGAAGAGGUUAAUGGAGUCUCGGCUUCAAAAGAAACUUUAUUCCCUCGGAGUUUGUGAAGCCAAUGAGUUCUGACGGCAUUAUUUUGGCAUCGUUGUUAACGAGAAGAAGGCGUGGCUGAAAUAAAUGUCUGUGGGAGAAAAACGAACAACUUGAGCCUUGAUUAAGACCUCGGAGGGAGUAACAGUAACUAAAGGUUCUCUUUGGUGGACCUGAAAAGUCCCUACAUGAUGAGCGUCUGACCCAGGAUCUUGCGGUUGAUCUCUGCCAACGCCACGGAGAAGACGGCCUUCUCGUCUGCUUCGAUGGUGUAUCAUAUGUGACCGUGUUAAAGGCAAUCCCAGUUUCUGCACAGGAUGUGAAAUAUUUCCUGAAGGGUCAGGACAUACACUUGAUGCCAUCCAUCUCUGAACAACCUAUUCAUUUUAUCUGGCUACAUAAUGGAAAUGAUGUGGUAUUGUUUACUGGCACGGAGGACUUUGUGCUUUCUUCAUACAAGAACAGAAUCACUCUGGACCGGGUCUCUGCAGAACUCAUCAUCAAAAACGCCACAUAUGAAGACAGUGGAGUCUAUCUCCUAGAAAUGAACAUAAACAACAAGCAGGAUACUUUCCAGUGUGAAAUUAAAGUUAUAGACAAAGUAUCCAAACCCAACAUAUCCUGUGAGAUGAGCGACACAAAGCAGGCGACACUUGUGUGCUCAACAGAGUCCAAACAUCCUCAUUUAUUAAAGUUUAAGUGGAGCUCACCAGGAAAGGAGCAGACUGGACCAAAUUUAACAAUAACUGUCAGGAAUGAAGAUGAUGAUCAAGUUUAUCGUUGUGAUGUCAGCAACCCUCUGACCAAUGAAACAGCUUCAUUCACCACUAAGGACUGCUUCCUGGGUAAAAGAUCAGAUGCUCUAUGGAUUAUCAUAGUCUGUAUCUUCAUUCUGGUCAUCAUCUUGUGUUGUGUUUUAUACAUAAAAUGUCAAUAUCUAAAAGUGUCCAAAGAGCGUGAUAAAAACACAUCCUCCUUAGACCAAGUACUCACUCUUCCCUCCAACUCAGGAUUGAAGGUGUUGACUGAUGAGGAGGAGAUGGAUUCAGAAGGAGCCAUGCGACUCACUGCUUCUGUUCAUGCACUUCAUUCCUCUUCAACAGACAUAAACACUAUCAUUAAACUUUCAGAUACCAGCAAUGAUCAGCAAGUUCAUCUGAAAAAUUCGGAGGAAAAUGUGAAAACAGAUGACUUCCUGAGUGGAGCGACACUCAGUCAUUGGGGAGUAAUUAGAAGACGAAGCAACAGUUGGUCAGGAAUAAAUACUACAUAUGACAGAAAUGUGCAUCUCAAAAAGAAGGAAGAUUUCAGGGAGAAAAAAAAGAGUCUUUGACCAAAAUCACUAAUAGUUUGAAAAAGGAGUGAAGGAAGCCAUCUGUUAAAAGGCCAUUUUGAAACAAAAAUGGAGGUUAUAGCAACAUGAGCUGACAAAUUCACCAACAACUGGAUACAUUUUUUUUUUCCAAAAUGUCACCGCUGUAGUGGCUGCUGGUGGCAGGAGCUCUGUGCUCAUGUGUCAUCCUUCUGUGUUCCUGGUGUUUCCCUCUUGUUUUCAUGUGUUUUUUGAGUUUUUUGGUUCGGGACCCUUUAGGACUGUGUGACAAGGGGUGGCACUUUCGUGACUUCUUUGGUGCUUUUUGUGGACUUCUGGAUCUGCCUCCCGGGAGCCUUUUGGCCAUGGAGACCAGCUGCUGGGUCUCUGCCACACCAGAGUCCAUUUGGAGAGACUGGAGGAGAUGCGGAUGAAGAGACAGAGCUGCGGAGCUGGCGCUGAGCCCCGGGAUGGACGGGCUUCACAGUGUCUUGGCUGAAUGAGCAGGUAUCGGACACCUCGGUCUCCUUUGACGCAUCCUCGCUCAUCCAUGCAGACUGGACACUGGCCGAGAGUUAGUGAGCGGCCGAGUGGCUCUCUUGGUUGCUUUGUUGGGUCUGCUCCUGUCUCUGGCCAUGCUCCCCCCACCCCAGCAGACAAUGGCGUGGAAUACCGCAGAGGCCACCACAGUGUAUAUGUUUUUUUAAAUUGUAUAUUUAUUUUUUUGUAGCUGUAUAUAUAAAUGGCUGGUUGCAUCAGCUAUGCUCUUUUUAAUGUCCUUUGAUGUUUGCCUCUUACACACAUGCUAUUGCUAUGGUUAUGAGUUUUUUUUCCCCUUGGCCUUAGUCUGGACCCCCUCUCCAGGGGCCCAGGCUUAGACUGAAUAGUCUACCUGGACAUUGGAGUCUCAUGCAAUAAAGCUUGAUUGAUUGAUAACAUUUUCAAAUAAUAAUAAUAAUAAUAAUAAUA